Messenger RNA from Myxocyprinus asiaticus (Chinese sucker), 5771 nucleotides. It is a transcript of the gene ppm1h, whose product is annotated as protein phosphatase, Mg2+/Mn2+ dependent, 1H. The record is from RefSeq and is a predicted model, not a curated record. Bases 790 to 2352 code for a protein of 520 amino acids. Gene Ontology annotation, molecular function: protein serine/threonine phosphatase activity. Gene Ontology annotation, biological process: protein dephosphorylation. Lineage: Eukaryota; Metazoa; Chordata; Actinopteri; Cypriniformes; Catostomidae. The transcript has 10 exons.
UACUUUUAAGAUGCCUUUAUGUGCUUUUUAGAGCUUCAAAGUUCUGGUCACCAUUCACUUGCAUUGAAUAAACCUACAGAGCUGAAAUAUUCUGCUAUGUGUUCUGCACAAGAAAGAAAGUCAUACACAUCUGGGAUGGCAUGAGGGUGAGUAAAUGAUGACAGAAUUUACAUUUUUGGGUGAACUGUCCCUUUAACAUUAAGUAUAUUUCAUUUUAUAUUCUAUAUAUAAUUGUAUACAUUUUCUGUAGCAGUGGUUGUGGAGGUUACCCUAUUAAAUUAGAAAACUGUUUGUGAAUUUUAUCCUCCAAACUAAAAAUGUCAAAUUCGUAAUAUUUGUGUAAUAGCAGUUGAAUAAACAGUUGAAUUCAAGUGUGACAACUUGCCCCGGUCUCUCUUACAUAUAUGGUACUGAAUGAUUAACAUAUUCCUUUGCUGUGGUAUUUAAAUGGUACUCCAUGAAAGGUUAUACUUCAAAGAAUAUUGGUUAUUUGAAAGGUUAGUUUUGAUAUUAUAACGAGGAAGUAAAAUCAAUGAAAACGCAUCAUGAGGGUUCAAGUCACCAAGUGUCCCGCAUUGACCCGCAGGAGUCACAUGACAGCAUCCAGUGGGACUUUAGUUCCGUGUUCUCCCGGUGUGUGGUGCGUGUGUCCGUGAACUGAUUGAAGGGUGCGUUAGAAACGGACUGUGUUGCGUUUUAACGCUUGCGUUCCCUGCGCGUCUCCGCGCAGCCUGGAAAAGCGCGUUUACAGAGACACACACAUACACACACCCCACCACCAUCAUCAUCAUGAUCACACGCGUGCGAUCCGCCGUCUCCAGCUUCAUCGGCGGCAUCAUGGCCUCGGGUCCCAACGGGGAGCAGAAUCACCCUGACCGACCGGAUCCACCGCUCCGGUUCUCGUACAGCAGGCCGGAUUUCCUCGCGCUGUCCACGGAUGAGGUGGAGUGCUCGGCGGAUCACAUCUCCAGACCCAUCCUCAUCCUCAAGGAGAUGAAGCUGCCCUGGAGCACCGGAUACGCCGAAGUGAUCAAUGCCGGUAAAAGUGCCCUAAACGAGGACCAGGCGUGCUGUGAGGUGGUGGAGCUCAGGAAGAGACCCGCAGACCCGUCUAGCCCCAAUUACACUCCCACCAGCAGGAGGCGCUCCUCACUGCCCAAUGGAGAGAUUCUGGAAACCAUCGAGAGCACCGAGGUAAAGGAGCUGGACUUCCACUACUGGGGACUGUUUGACGGUCACGGUGGUUCCGGCGCUGCCAUCUUUGCGUCCAAGUUUCUCCACCUCCAUAUCGAGGAGCAGCUCCAGGAAGUGUUGGAGAUCCUCCAGAAUCCAUCCCUGCAGCCGCCCACUUGUCUGGGGGAGGAGAACAUUGUGCACCACCUCUACCCGUCUGCCGGCUGCUCCCAGCGAGGGCUGUCCCGGGCCGCGUCUCUCCGCGGCGCUGCAGGGGCCCCAGGGUCGCCCAAUACCAUGGCCCCUCGAUUCUUCAUGGAGAAGAAAAUCAAACAAGAGAGUUUGGUGGUGGGAGCCAUUGAAAACUCCUUCAAGGAAAUGGAUGCUUAUAUAGCCAGAGAGAGAUCGGUGUAUUGUAUCUCAGGUGGAUGUACAGCUCUAGUGGUGAUGUAUUUACUCGGUAAACUAUACGUGGCCAACGCUGGUGACAGCAGGGCCAUCAUCAUCCGAGCGGGAGAGAUCAUUCCCAUGUCCAGCUCGUUCACUCCAGAAUCAGAGCGUCAGAGACUUCAGUUCCUGGCUCACCUGCAGCCUUCCCUGUUAGGAAAUGAGUUCACGCACUUGGAGUUUCCUAGAAGAGUCACAAAGAAAGAGGUCGGGAAGAGAAUGCUGUACCGGGACUUUACUAUGAGUGGAUGGGCUUAUAAAACCAUUCAGGAGGAAGAUCUGAAGUUUCCCCUCAUAUAUGGAGAAGGGAAAAGGGCACGUGUGCUGGCAACCAUCGGUAUUACGCGUGGACUCGGCGAUCAUGACCUGAAGGUUCACGACUCUGAGAUCUCCAUCAAACCGUUCCUCUCCUGUUCUCCAGAGGUGAAGAUUUAUGACCUCUCUCAGUACGAACACGGUGCUGAUGAUGUCAUGAUUUUGGCUACAGAUGGACUGUGGGACGUGCUGUCCAAUCAGGAAGUGGCAGAGGCAGUCUCUGGUUUCCUUGGAAACUGUGAUCCUGAUGACCAACACAGGUACACUAUGGCGGCCCAAGACCUGGUCAUGAAGGCCAGAGGUGUCCUGAGAGAUAGAGGUUGGAGAAUCGCUGGAGACAAGCUCGGCUCUGGAGACGACAUUUCAGUCUUCAUAAUUCCUCUAAUGCACGGCAGUAAGCAACCCCUACCAAGCUGACCAAUCAGGAGGUGGGAUGCCAAACGAACAUGGCCAAAUUAGUUUAUUACCCAAUCCUUAGAUGGUCAUACUUUGGCCUGCUGGAUUUGAAGGACGCUGCUGUGUGUUUGACCUCAUUUAGAGUAAAUUUCUGACUGCUUGCUUUCAAGACUCACUUAAAAGUCGAAGACUACUUUGAAGACCCAUGCCAACGUUCCCGACCUCUUUGGACUCAUGGAUAGUAUGCAAGUUAUAACUUUGCACAGUGACUAAAAGGAGAGUCAUUUGGUUCUUUGAAGUUCUCAGUGGACAGAUUAAACCCUCCACAGUUUGUUUAUCUGCAGAAAAACCGUCUGGCUGCUCGAUGGAACUGAUCACAUGUUGUUUUUCUUUCAGGAUAUUCAUUUAUCCUCGGAAUGUUUAGUUUGCGGUUUUUGUUUUUCCCUCCAAAAUCAAAGCGAUUCUGGCUGUAAUUUGUAUAUCCUGUUUCCUCAAAUGAUUCUUAAUUACUGUAUAUGGAAAAACAUACUUAAGAAAUUGCUGAAUGCGUACCAGGAUUAUUCAAGUUUUGAAAAUGUCACUAUUUUUUUAAACUUUGUUUUGUAAGUUGAUUUUAUAUUUCAAUUUGUUUUAAUGAUCGUUGUCAGUUUUAAUGCAUUUUAUAGCUAGUUUUCAUUCUUUGCGAACCACCAUUUUUUGGUUUGUUUAAUUAAUAUUUAGUAUCAAUAUUUGUUCACUGCUUGUUUUACGCCUUCGUAGUUUAGCGACAACUUUGUUUCACAUGUCUAAGGCCACGUCCACAUUAAUACGUUUUCACCUGAAACGUUUACAUUAGAACGCUGUUUUCCUCCACCGAAACCAUGAGAGUUUUAAAAACGCUUUCCAUUACCACAUACUUUUCUGUUUCCUAACGUCAUCGUUUUCCUGAAGUAUGCGGUUACAGAGAGCAUUUUUUAAAUGCUUCAUUUUCGGUGGAGCCAAACGGCGUUCUCAUGUGGAUGAGAGCCGUAAACGGAGCGAAAUUAAUUCGUUUUUAGACUAAAACGUGUAAGUGUGGAUGUAGCCUUAGGACGUCCUGAAACCUUACUUAUGCCAAGUUCCACUAUGGAUGAGAGGCGUAAACAUAGCAAAAUCACUGCGUUUUCAAACACAAACGUAUCAGGCGGCGUCCAAAGUAAUACGUUAUUUGUAACUGAAUUAAUGAUAUGGUAUGUGGAUUAAUCAAAUCAAUCGCAAUUAAUCGCAUAUAUAAAUAUUUGCUGAAAAAGACCCUCAAAUAGCAAUAAUUCAAUAUAUAAUGAUUAAAUAAUUAUAAAUAAAAUAUAUAAUAAAAAAUAAUAAUUCAGAUAAUUAAAAUGAAUUACACUGUUGUGGCACACGAGUAAAGCAUUAAAAAAGACAGUAACACUUUACAAUAAGUUAAUGCAUGGGGUAUCAUGAACAAACAAUAUAUUGUUUACAGCAUUUAUUAAUCUUUGUUAAAAUUAGUAGAUAAAAAUACAUUUGUUCAUUGUUAGUUAAUUGUUAGUUCAUUGUUAGUUCAUAGUGCAUUCAUUAAUAUUAACAUAUACAACUUUUGAUUUAAAAACACUUUACAAUAAGGUUUCAUUUGUUAACAUGAACUAACAAUGAACAAUACUUAUUAAGCAUUUAUUAAUCUUGGUUAAUGUUAAUUUCAACAUAUACUAAUACAUUUUUAAAAUCAAAAGUUGUAUUAAUUAACAUUAGUUAAUGCACUAUGAACUAACAAAGAUUAAUAAAUGCUGUAACAAAUAUAUUGUUAAUUGUUUAUUCAUGAUAAUUAAUGCAUUAACUAAUAUUAACGAAUAGAACCUUGUUGUAAAGUGUUACUAAAAACUGUAUUAGUAUAUGUUGAAAUUAACAUUAACCAAGAUUAAUAAAUGCUGUAAGUAUUUUUCAUUAAUAGUUCAUGUUAACUAAUGUUGUUAAAUAAUUUUAACAAAUGGAACCUUACUGUACAGUGUGACCAUCUUUUUCAAUACAAAAAGUUAAUACAAAAAGUGGCUUUAAAAUCCAUUAUAUUGUUUAUUUCCAUAUUAUUGAACAUAAGACUAUCAUUGGCCGACAGUUCACAGCAAUCCAUUAUGCAAUUGAAUUCGUCAAUCUAUCCGAAAUAGAUUUAUUAUGAGGGCUUCUCUAAGGACACAUCAAUGUACACCUGCAUCAGAUGGACACAUUUGGAGCGUCUCUGUUGCGUCAUGUCAUAAGCCGUGUUUAUGUCGCUGUGUCAAGUUUAACGUAGUUUAAUACUUAGAAAAACAUCUUGAGAUCCGUGUGUUUAAACGCAAGAACGCGUCGUCAUGUUGUGCUGUCUGUGAGUGUGGUUUGUUCUCUGUAAAAGCUGCACGUUGCCUAUACAGCUGGAGUUCCGCUUACUGCCCCCUGGAGAAAACAGGUGGUACUUCAAGCUUGAAUUACGGUCCAGGGACGAUUAAUUGCAUACAUUUUUUUAACACAUUAUUUUUUUAAUAUAAUUAAUCACACUGAAUUAAUGCAUUAAAUCGACAGCCCUGCUUAAAAUGCAUUAAUUUUGCAUUAGUUUUCAUUUCAAAAACGCUCUCCAUUAUUGCAUACUUUGAAAAGCAAUGACGGUAGAAAAUGUUUUCAAUCGAUUACGGAUUAAGUGUGGAUUUUACCUCUCUUUAGACCACGUCCACACUAAAAUGUUUUCGUUUGAGAAUGUAUUAAUUUCACCACGUUUAUGCCUCUCAUCCAGACUAAGAUGCCGUUUAACUCAACCAAGCGUUUCAAAAAUGCACAUACUGCAUAGUUUGGAAAAUUAUGAUGAAAACGGAUUAGUGUGGAUAUGGCCUUAAGAUUUUUAGGAUAAUUUGAGGAUGCUACAUUUUUUAAGAAUAGUAAAUUAUCUCAUUUGUCAGCUGAAUAAGUCACAUGCGCAGCGGCAAUCUUUUACGCUCCGUUGUGAAUUAACACCUGCCUGCAAUCUGUUCUCCUGAGCUCCUGUGUGGAAGUUCGGCGAGGUCUGACUUACAUACAUCAUGUUCACAGUGGCACCUUCCUCUUCGACAGCACAAACCCGCUGUGAUCAUUUGGGGAGGCUUUCGUCUUCACACACAUACACGACAUACACACACUUCCUCCCCGAGAGAGUGGCCAUCUGGUCAGCACAACCCGAGUGUGACCAAAACAAGACUAAUUUGGCCACAAAUUCAGCUGUGUGUGUGUUGUGGGCUCUUACACACUUUAGCGCAGUAAUUUGUGUGGGUGGACAGCACUGCAAGGGCAUCACAUGCUUACUAAAGGAGAGCUUUCUGGGAAGUGCACAAACAUGGACUGCGAAAAAGAUCCAUAUACUGCUUGUGUAGCUCAGUUAAUGUUUGUUGAAAUGCCCCAUGAAUUUUACUAAUAAAAACUCAUUAACAAUGUUUCAUAUUGAUUAUAAACCUUGUUUCUCAACA